This is a messenger RNA of Leptonychotes weddellii (Weddell seal), 1936 nucleotides long. The record is from RefSeq and is a predicted model, not a curated record. NCBI's taxonomy places the organism in Eukaryota, Metazoa, Chordata, Mammalia, Carnivora, Phocidae.
ACACUCAGAUCGCAGCAGGACAGCUGGUGGGCGACAGGCAGUUGGGCCACGUGGUCCUCUCCCCAGUCUGGUUCCUCUACAGCCUGCUCAUGAAGCUGUUCCAGCGCUCCACCCCGGCCAUCACCCUUGAGAGCCCGGACAUCAAGUACCCAUUGCGGCUCAUCGACAAGGAGCUGAUCAGCCACGACACCCGGCGCUUCCGCUUCGCCCUGCCGUCGCCGGAGCACAUCCUGGGCCUCCCCGUCGGCCAGCACAUCUACCUCUCAGCUCGGAUCGAUGGAAACCUGGUCAUUCGGCCCUACACGCCCGUCUCCAGCGAUGACGACAAGGGCUUUGUGGACCUGGUCAUCAAGGUUUACUUCAAAGACACCCAUCCCAAGUUCCCUGCUGGAGGGAAGAUGUCCCAGUACCUGGAAAGCCUGAAGAUUGGAGACACCAUUGAGUUCCGGGGCCCGAACGGGCUGCUGGUCUACCAGGGCAAAGGAAAGUUUGCCAUCCGUCCAGACAAGAAGUCCAACCCUGUCAUCAAGAUGGUGAAGUCUGUCGGCAUGAUUGCAGGAGGGACCGGCAUCACCCCGAUGCUGCAGGUGAUCCGCGCCAUCAUGAAAGACCCACAUGACCCUACCGUGUGCCACCUCCUGUUUGCCAACCAGACUGAGAAGGACAUCCUGCUGCGGCCCGAGCUGGAGGAACUGAGGAACGAACAUUCUGCUCGCUUCAAGCUCUGGUACACUGUGGACAAGGCCCCUGAAGCCUGGGACUACAGCCAGGGCUUCGUAAAUGAAGAGAUGAUCCGGGAUCACCUCCCGCCUCCAGAGGAGGAGCCACUGAUACUGAUGUGUGGACCCCCGCCCAUGAUCCAGUACGCCUGCCUGCCUAACCUGGACCGCGUGGGCCACCCCAAGGAGCGCUGCUUCGCCUUCUGAGGGCCAGGCACUGGCUGCUCGCGCGCCCGCCCCGCAUACUCACCGUGACCUGUCCACACCUCCCGCCACUGUUCUUUAACAUCACUUCCUUCCCCCACAUCUCCCACUGUGGCCCCGGGUUUAGCCUGGCCUGCCUGUGCUUGGCUGGCUAUCCCGCUGGGCUGGCCCCCGACGGACCCCUUUGGGAGCAGGGUUCUGUUACAGGUGGGCUGCCACCAGCCACCUUCUGGGCGGGUUCCUGUCUGGCCCUCAUCGGUUCUUACCAGUGAUGCUCGGCCCUGGCCCUGGCCCUCCCCUCCCUCCACGCCACCCACCCACACACUACUAGGCCAAGGCUGCAAGCACCACGCUCCACCCACCCCUCCCAGGGCAGACGACGUCUGGAAAUAAACACGAAUGUACAGGUAGCCCAGAGCUGCAGGUGCCAGGGACCCCCCCCCGCCUCCCAGGCACUGCCUCGGGACCCUCGCCUGCCACCCCUCACUACCUGCUCAGGGCCACAGCCUGGCCUCAGCACCUGACACUACAUGACAGUAACACCAAAAAGUCCUCUUGGCAGGCGCCGUGGGAUAGAGAGUCUGUCCCCCACCCCAGGACCCAGGCAAGCCCAGCCAGCAGGGAGCUGGGCUCUCCCCUCUCUGGGCUGGAGUAGGAGGAGGAGGGGGCUGGCCGAGGGCUCCUUUGGUGGGCACACGGGCCCUCUGGAAGCCUCAGCAUCUUCCCCAACACACCUGAGCAUUCAGGCCGGCAGUCUGGUUGAUCGCCUCGGGAGCCCGGGCCACCAGCGCUGAUGGCCGAGCUGAGACAUGUGUAUUUAUUCCUCUGUCCCAGACCCGCCCCUCAUGCUGCCUGCACCCCAGCAGAGGGGAGGUUUCGUCUGAGCAGCAUUCUCCGUGAUCUUGAUGUUGCCUUUAGACAAGGGUGGGUUCGCCUCUUGCAUAUGGGCUUUUUCAGAAUCAUUUAUGAGCAGAAAAAACAUUGAAAUAAAACUUUGCUAUUACUAACCCUUC